AUGACAUUUCUUGAAUUGAACUUGCUUUAUACUGAUUGGGCAAAUUAUUAUUUGGAAAAAGCGAAUUAUUCAAAAUUAAUCACCAGUAUAAAAAAUGAUUUGUCCAAUGGUCUUUUAUUAGCUGAUAUUAUACACGCAGUAGCUAAUAUAAAAGUUAAGACAUUGUGUCAAAAUCCAAGAACAUUGGCACAAUCAAUAUUGUCGAUAUUUAAACAAGAAUCAAGAAAGGUGAAACAGUCACCAGUAGUACAUAUUCCCACCUGUAUUCCGUUUUUAUCAUCAUCAUCAUCAUCGUUAUCACAACCCCCAUUAAUGCUUUCAUCCCCAUCGAAAUUUCAUUCAUCAAUGCUCAAAUUAAAAACUGGAAGUUGUCAAGAAAAUGAAAAAUUAUUAUCAUGUCAAGAGAAACAAAUUUACAAAAAAAAUCAUAUAUCAGAUCAAAUGAACAAACUGUCUAAUUUACACUGUCAAUCACUGAAACCUUUACAUAGUAUUACCACUAGUCCUUCAAAACAAAUCCCUAACCAUCUUGAUAAUGAUAAUGAACACAAAUCAAUAACCCUUGACAAUACAAAUAUUAGUAGUAGUAACAGUAGUACAAGCAGUAACAAUAGUAGAAAUAAUAGUCUUCCUUCAAAUCAACAAGAAAUUACUUCUACAUUGUCCACAUUCAAUUCAAUUACUACAGGACACCUAAAAACGCCAAAUAUCACUGGAACAUCAAAUCAAAAUUUCAAUCAUUUAGCACUGAACAGUAAUAAUCAUGGGGGAAUUAAUGCAUCAGUGACUUUUACUAAAUCGAAUGUUGCUUCUUUACGUUUCCCUUCAUCUGUUCAAAUAUCUACAUCAUUCAAUUCUCCUUCAUCGUCGUCUUCAUUGAAUUCCACUUGUAAUAGUGGUAAAUCGCAACAACAACAGGUCAGUAUUCGUCAGUCGAUUCCACGGGCAAAUCAUCCAGUAAAUUUGAAAAUAAACCAAAAAUCAACACAAAAACAUAAAGAUAAAGUUUAUGAUAAUGAAAACACGAAUAAUUGUCAAACAACUAAUCGAAGUGGCAACAUUACUAACAAUAAUAAUUCAUCUGCUAUAAAAAUUAAUAAAUUAACACAAAAACCACUGAGUACCUCAACAUCAUCACAGUCAUCUUUGUCAUUAUCAUCAACAACAACAAUUUCUCCGACAACACCAUGUACAGUUUUAAAUGUUCAUCAACAGAGUGAAUAUAGUCAUGAUGUAUCCAAUUCAACAAAUAAUUCAAGAAUCGAUGAAAUACAACAACAUUCAUUAUCUGAGCAUAAAAGUGCUCCUGUUGGAACUAAUUAUUCACAGAAACCAAUCAAUAUAUACCAAUUUAAAGCAUCUAGUUUUGAAAGAUCGAUUGGGUUAAAAUCUACAUCCGACUUAAUUAUUAAACCGUUGAAGACAAAAUCUAGUCAUCGACAAACUUCUCAAUCACCAAAACAAGAAAAAUCAAUAAAGUCAACUACUCAUCCGGUGAAUAAUAACAAUAUACCACCUACAUUAACAAAGCUUUCUCUAGAUAAAACAAACAAUAAUAAUAUUACUACUAAUAGUAAUACUCAACUAAAUCAAUCCAUAGUUUCAUCUUCAGGAAAUUUAUCACCAUCUUCAUCUGGUAUACCAAUGCCUCGUCAUUUACAUUUAAAUCAGCAUUCUAAUAACACCAGUAAUAAUAAUAAUAAUAGUACGAAUAGUAUGCCGUCAUCUGCAAGGUCACCUGUGAAAAUCGAUCGUAUACAGCAUUUGAAUUUUUCCUCUCAAGGUCAAAUGAUCACAUGUCAUAAUAAUCCUAAUCCUAAUCCUAAUCAUCAUAUGCUAACUAGUCAUCCAACUCAUAACAAUAGUAAAGACAAUAGGUAUCAAACAGAUGUGCCAAAUUCAAUAUGUCCAAAUAAUUUUAUUCAUUCACGUACAUUAAAUCAAUAUCAACAAAAACCUCAACAACAAAAUAAUCAAAAAUGUUAUACUAGUCCUAUGAAUUAUGAUCAAUCAGUAAAUGUUAGCAAAAUGCCUCCUACAAUUCAAUCAGUAACAAAUGUAACACCAUUAAAUAUUCAACAAUCAAAUCCAUGUUUUACACAGAUAUCAUCAACUCAAGAAAUAUCUUCUCAGAUGAAUCAACAACCUUUUCCUCCUUGUCAACUAGCACCACCACCUUCUCUUCCUCCACCUCCACCUCAUCAUCAUCAUCAGCAGCAUCAUCAUUAUCAACAUCAACACCAACAUCAUUCAAACGAGACAGGAAAUUCAGGAGUUCAACAAGCGAAUCUAUCGGAAAGAUAUUAUACUGUCAAUCCUUUAUCCUCGCCUACAAUGCCACCAUUAAAUCCUAGUUUUCUUCAUGAUACACGACGCUGUCAAUCGGGAAAUAGUUUGUCUGAACAAAGAAGCCACCACCACCACCACCACCAACAACAACAACAGCUGCAAGCCACACAAUACCAGCAAACAAUGCCUACUUCAAAUACACAAAUACUAAAAGCUGGUAUGGCUUAUUCCACUGACUCAAAUAUUAUUUAUCCUUCAGUUAAUCCACCAUCUGUACAAUAUACACAGUUGGACAAUAGUUUAUCUAGCCCAAAUAUACAGCAGUAUUCACCUCGAAGUUAUCCAUUUGUCCCACCAAUUUCAUACCGUCCUACGACACAAGCUGCCAAUCUAAACUGUAUACCAACAACGCAAUAUAAUUAUCCAACUGGGAAUAAUAUUUCAUCUACUACCACCACUACUACUAUUACUACUACCACUACUACUACAUCUACUGCUAGUGCUUCCGAUAAGUCAAGUAUAGGUAGACGUCGCGGACGACUUCAAGAUUCCUCUGAAACAGGUCAAGUUCAAAGUCCUUACAGCCAUUAUCCAAACCAAGUUGCACAAGUCACCACAGUGACACAAGCAAGAGUGACAGCUACAACAGCAACAACAAUAACAACAUCAGUUAGACCAGAAAUGAGUGUAAACAAUACACCAGCGAAUGCUGCAUACAAGUAUUCACCUUAUAUGCCAUCUCAAACAAUGAACAAUCAAAUGCAAGAAGUUAAUCAACCAUUAUCAGAAAUUCAUAAUCAUUCAUCUUAUUCGAAUAAUUCUUCUCAACCUAUUAUCUCAACAAUUGACAAUAUAAAUAAUGAAAUUGUAAAUACUUCAAUAAAUUUGAAUCUUUUCUCUUCUAUAAAUCAAACCAAUAAAAAUUCAAGAAAGUCAAUUGAUAAUACAGAACAACGUCGUAAAGCUCGUGAACUUUAUGUUGCAUUAAAACAACGUUAUCCAUUAACUAAUCAAACAACAUUAAAUGAUUCAAUAAAUUUACAGAAUACAUCAAAUAAUUUAAUUAUAACACAAAAUUUUGAAUCAAAACUUCCAUUAAUCAAUCAAAAUAUUAAUGAAAAACAAUUACAAGAAAAUAUUAAUAAAAUUUCAAUUAAACAAAAUAAACAUUUAUCUGAUGAGAAUUUACAAAAUUUUAAUGAACAAUCUAUUGAAAAUAAUAAUAGUCAUCAAUUACAAGAGAAUUUUCAAUCAAAUAUAAAUUAUUCAAAAUUCAAUGAAAUUGAAAAGAAUAAUAAUCAUUUCAAUGUGUUCAAUUCAAUGACUUCAGUAAAACAACAACAAUAUAAUGAAAAUAAAUUACAAGAUAAUAUAAUUGAAAAUAUUAAAUCGAUAUCAUCUGAUAAGUUGAUUGAAAUAUGUGGUUAUCAAUCAGAUAGUGGAAUAGAAUUUAAUAAUUUCUCACAAAAUAAUAAUUUAGAUAUUAAUAUAAAUGAAAAAAUUAUAUCAACAUUACCAAUAAAAACGAAAAAAAUAGAUAAAAAUUAUCAUCAAUAUAAAUUAGAUAAUAAUAAUAAUAAUAAUAUGAAUAUUAUUGAUUCAUUAAGAAAAAAUUUAUAUCCAUCAUAUAUUAAUAAUCAGUCAAAAGUAAUGAAUUUCAAUACACCCUUAAUGAAAUUAUGUAAUCAAAAAGAGAAUUAUAAUAAAGACGAAGAGAAUUUAGAGAAUUAUGCACGUCGUAUGCAUGAAAGAUUACAAGAAGGUAUGAAAGCAGCUCAAGAAUCAUUAUGGAUGCCUGAUUUACCUGAUUUAUCUAUGAAACAAUUGAGUAAUUCAUCUAUUCAUUCACCUGAAACACAUCCAUUAGAUAUGAUAAUAAAUUUAAGUUCUAAUAUUGAAGGUAACAAGUACAAAUCAAUAUCAGACACUGAAACAGAACAAACAUCUCAUCCAAAUCAAAAUGUGAAGAAAGAAAUGAUAGAUAAAACUGAAAAUUUGAGUAUAGGAAAAAAUUUACCAUCUUUUACUAAUUCUAUAAGCAGUACUAGUUCAAAGCAAAUCAGUUCACGAAUAAAUUGUUAUUCAUCCUUGAAUUUAGGAUUUCAUUUACCAAAUAAAUCAUAUGAAAAUCAACCAAUCAUAAGAAGUUUUAAUUCUCAAUAUAUCAGUAAUGAUAAAAUUAUUGAACAUGAUCUAACCAAUGAAUAUAGUAGGUGGGAUUUCAAAAAUGGUGUAUGUUCUGAUGUUGAAGAUUUACUUAAUCAACAUGAAAGACGACUAAUUUCACUUUCAGGAGAAGAUGGUGGUAAGAAAGCCUAUGAAUUAACAAAAUUCAAUUCAGCGUCAGAUACAGAAGAACUUCUAUCCAAUGAAUACAGAAUACCAACCUCAUUGAAAUGUAUGAAUUAUGCAUACAACGGAUCUGAUCCUAUCCAUCCAUCAUACAACUGGCUAAGGAAAGUGAAUAAUGAAACGGUUGGAGAUGGACUGCAUAACCGUUACUUUGUUCCGCCAAGAUUAAAUAAACUUGACUGUAAUAUAAAUCAACCAGACAGACCGAUCUUUACACCAGGGAUUUCUUCAAGUUUACUUACAAGAGCUAAACGAAAACAAAUCGAAGGUAGAUCUUCUUCUAUAGUGAAUGAUGAUGCUGAAAAAAUUUACGGGAUUGUUCCAUUAUCACCAUCCUAUUUAUAUCAUCAAUUUAUUCCAUCAACUGGUAUGAUAAUGAAAGGAUUAAAUGGUAGUAGCAACCGAAAUAAUCAAGACAGUGAAUCAACUCUACCAGGUACUAUAAGUGCUCCACCUGGAACACCAAUUAAACUACCUUAUGCUCCACCAGCUAGUCUGAUUGGUACAACUUCUGGUUUUAGCUGUCCAAAUUCAAGUUCACAAAUAAUCAAUGAUGGAGUGAAUGGUUCAAAGUUGUCGCUUACUUCAAAUGGAUCUUGUGUUUCAACAGUAGAAGAAAAGCAAGCUGAAGAAAUACAGAAACUGAAACGUCAACUUGAACAGGCUGAGAAGAAGGUCAGUGAAUUAACAACCCAGUUAACAACCAAUGUAAGUUAA
Molecule: messenger RNA, 5358 nt
Organism: Heterobilharzia americana
Lineage: Eukaryota; Metazoa; Platyhelminthes; Trematoda; Strigeidida; Schistosomatidae
Source: the annotation of a GenBank genome assembly